AUGUCAACCUCUAAGGCAGAAUCCAAAGUGAACUUCAAUCAAAUUAUCGGGUCACCGGGAAUUUUACAAACGGGCAUGGAUAUUAUAAUUUUCUGGUCAAAAUUGAAGAACUUUUUCUUGGCAAAUUUAAUCGAAAAUAUUAUUCAAAAACGAGCCAUAUUAUUAUCGUCAAUUAGCGGAGAAAUACAUAAAGUGCUUUACGGUUUAUGCAUUCUUAGCGUACCGGAUGAUAUUGAGUAUGCUAGUCAUAUAAAAAAGUUGAACAAAGUUCCAGAACAUGUGAAGUCGUACUUCGCGGCUAGACAUACAUUUUAUCAGGCCAAAAGAAGACAAGAUGAAUCUUUGUGCCAAUAG
Cinara cedri is the source of this 354-nucleotide messenger RNA. Lineage: Eukaryota; Metazoa; Arthropoda; Insecta; Hemiptera; Aphididae. The record is from the annotation of a GenBank genome assembly.